Molecule: messenger RNA, 1957 nt
Organism: Scomber japonicus (chub mackerel)
Lineage: Eukaryota; Metazoa; Chordata; Actinopteri; Scombriformes; Scombridae
Gene: mtap
Product: methylthioadenosine phosphorylase
Exons: 8
Coding region: 84-926 (280 amino acids)
Biological process (GO): nucleoside metabolic process
Cellular component (GO): cytosol
Molecular function (GO): S-methyl-5-thioadenosine phosphorylase activity
Source: RefSeq, a predicted model, not a curated record
UUGUCAACGCCAAAUUGUGUUCAAAUUGUCUACCUCGUUUAAACUUAGAAAUAUUCACUUCUGCAUCUAAGGAGAGCGUCGUCAUGGCUUCCACGACACCCAUAAAGAUUGGAAUAAUUGGUGGUUCGGGCCUUGAUGAUCCUGAUAUCUUGGAGGGAAGGACUGAGCGUUAUGUUGAUACACCAUAUGGAAAGCCAUCAGAUGCCCUGAUACUGGGGAAGAUCAAAAAUGUUGAAUGUGUGCUCCUUGCAAGGCAUGGAAGACAACACACCAUAAUGCCAUCUAACGUGAACUACCAGGCCAACAUCUGGGCACUGAAAGAAGAGGGCUGUACACAUCUGCUGGUUACUACGGCAUGUGGCUCACUUCGGGAGGAGAUUCAGCCAGGAGACAUUGUCAUCAUUGAUCAGUUCAUUGACCGGACUACCAAGAGGGCUCAGACACUGUAUGACGGGCAGCCCACCAGUCCUCCAGGUGUGAGUCACAUUCCUAUGGCUGAGCCUUUCUGCAACAGAACCAGAGAGGUUUUGGUGGAGGUGGCUCGGAGUCUCGGGGUCAAGUGCCAUGUGAGAGGAACUAUGCUAUCCAUCGAGGGGCCUCGCUUUUCGUCGCGGGCAGAAAGUCUGAUGUUCCGCCAGUGGGGUGCUGAUGUCAUCAACAUGACCACCGUGCCUGAGGUGGUCCUCGCCAAGGAGGCCGGCUUGUGCUAUGCCAGCAUUGCCAUGGCAACAGACUAUGACUGUUGGAAGGAACAUGAGGAGGCGGUCUGUGUUGACAACGUAAUGAAGACCAUGAAGGAGAAUGCCAACAAAGCUAGCAGUAUCCUGCUAACUGCAAUCCCCCAGAUUAGUCAGAUGGACUGGGCUCAGACAAUAAAGACCUUGAAAUCAAUGGCGCAAUCCUCAGUAAUGUUACCAAAACACUAAGCGCGUACGGAACAAUGAAGGAAAAACAAACGGAUACAAAUCCCAGACACCGUCCACACCAACACGGACAACAACAGACUCAACUCCGCCUGUGGAUUUGUCAUCAUUGAAUCACAAGAAAGUGCCUCACAUAAAUAAUGCAUGUGCUGUGUCUUAAGCUGGACUGUCAUUGGUUUUGUUUACCUUACACCCCCCCCCCCCCCACACACACACACACACACACACACCACCCCCGCCAUUACUCUCUCUGAACACUGAACAACAACCACAUCUUUCCAGCAGACUUUUUUUUCCCUGUCAGUCCAACCUCAUGUUUAAGUUCAAAAAAAUCAACGGUGUUAUUUUUGUGGAUUUAUCUUUUUUGUCAUCGGUAAACUGUCAUAAUCUGUAUUGCUGUUAAUGUAAGAUAUAAUAAAAACCUGCCAACACCUCUGCAAGAUUGAGUUAUAGGAUAAAAGAACAGUGGAUGUCUCUAUCUUUAGCUGUUGGGGCAAUUUUUUAAGACAUUUUGUGGAAUACUUUCAUUUGCAUUUCGUCUUAAUGACAAUGUUAAAUGAAUCAAACCACAACAGCAAAUCAUCCAUAAAUUCCAGUACAUGCAUGUUACAUGUAAACUUUAUUGUUCUUAUUCAUUAAACAAUUAAGUUUGACAGUAUUUUGGGUACUGACUGAGGUGAAUGACAUUGUUUUCUCACAUGUAAUACCUUUUAUAUACUGUUAGAUUUGCCAUGGUGUAAUGGAAUUAGCAUGUCUGUAAGAGUGAUGGUCCUUCUGUCACUCACAUUAGAUCAGUAUGUUUCUCUACAUUUGCUGCAUCUGAUUAUUAUCAAGCUGCACAGUGUCUACAAAUAUUAGCCUCCUUGCACUGUAUUUCCUCUUUGUUACCUUGUCUCUAUAUGAAGACAUUGUACAGAAUAAUAAGCUUAAUAAAGGCUGCUUUAAAAAAAAUGUAUAUAUGCUUAUAAAUAUUGUAACUGUUCAAAGAGUUCAGGUCCUGAUUACAAGUUGUUGACCAAAUAUGAAAAUCUUCA